GCAACCGGACACGGUUCACUCUGUUCUGACCGAGAGGGGUACAUGGAAGUUAUGCUUAGGAAGUGAAAAUCAACUCGUUAGCUGGUCAUUUGCUCAUCUGAAGGUCUACAGCCCUGGUAGUUCCAUAAUUUUGUCUUGCUUCUUGUGACCGAUCAGCAUGGCCUUCUCACUGAUCACGCUUACAAAGCUGUCAUCAGCGACACACUGCAGGUCUUUCAGUAUUUCAGCCGCUGUGGCAGCUAUUCAGAAGUUAACUCGAGUAAGAGUGAUUGACAACAGCACUCUUGGAAACACCCCAUAUCAUCGUCCUCCUAAAGUUAUUCAUGUGUAUACCAAGAAUGGAGUGGGAAAAGUGGGUGAUACUGUCUUACUAGCCAUCAAAGGACAGAAAAAGAAGGCUCUGAUUGUGGGACACAAAAUGCCUGGAGCACGCAUGACACCUCGCUUUGAUUCAAACAACGUUGUACUGAUAGAAGAAAAUGGAAACCCGACAGGAACAAGAAUUAAAGUUCCCAUACCUGCACACUUGCGUAAAAUGGAGGGCGAAUAUUCCAAACUGUUAGCCAUUGCACAACGAUUUGUAUAAGCAGUAUUAGUGUGUUAUACUGUAUUAGAGCAAUUAUGAUCUGCACCACCAUUUAUGCUAGUAUAGUUGCCUUCUGUGACUGACAAUUUUCAAAAGAAAACUCUGGUUGUAUUUAAUAUAUGAAUUUAUAUCUUCAAAAAUAGCUGUUGGCAUUCAAGAACAGACAAAUCCUAAAGUGAUAGAUCAUACAAGUUUGUUACUGACCCGUAACUGAGUUAGCAUGUAGGGAUGACGUGCGCUUAAGGUUUGGACAACUUAAAGGAUUUCACACUGGUAACUCAGAUAACACACUUGGCAUGUUCUGUAUGAUUAUUUGUAAAACAUGCAGGUAGAGUUAAAUUGUAUCCUCUCUGGUUGCCACUAUUAGCAACCAAUAAAGUGUUUUUACAACAGGAUGAAUAAAAUUAAUACAAAUCUG
Messenger RNA from Electrophorus electricus (electric eel), 1004 nucleotides. RefSeq names its product mitochondrial ribosomal protein L14 (gene mrpl14). Gene Ontology annotation, cellular component: ribosome; mitochondrion. Lineage: Eukaryota; Metazoa; Chordata; Actinopteri; Gymnotiformes; Gymnotidae. The record is from RefSeq and is a predicted model, not a curated record. Gene Ontology annotation, molecular function: structural constituent of ribosome. Gene Ontology annotation, biological process: translation.